AUGACCCGCCCCUCUAGUGCGAGCUUCGCCCAGUUCUUCCCUGCUGCUCCCAGGGCUGCUAGGGACAGGGCCAUGGAGCGCGAGAGGGAGAGGGCAAGGAGGGACACACAGGACUUGUCAUCCUCAGCAGCAACAACCACACACACAGACAAGCCCGCGCUCAACGGCCUAUCUGGGCACGGCGCGACCGACGAUCAUCACACUGUCGCGACAUCUUCCUUCCGGGAUACCUCAAUAUCUGACCCAGCGCGAACUCCCGCUGAUGAUAUCGACUCCUUCCGUGCGGACCAGCCAGCCACUGUCGGCUCUGAGAGUUCACAUGCCAGCCUCGCGUCCUCUGCGACCAAUGCUUCCUCGAUGCGCAACAGCGCUGCUGUGUCCAAGAACAACAUCUCAUCGUCAUACUCGCUGGUCACCCCGCUCACGACCAUCGACUCGCCUUCCCCCUCCGCCGGCUCUCAUCCACCAAGGCUGGAUACAUCCAAUUCCUUAUAUUCUGAAAAGAUCAGCGCGUCCAUGCCCAAGCCUGGUGGCUCCCUUGACAAUGUCGCUGCCGUGAACACAUCCACUAUCUCACACCGCAUACCGGCUCGAGACCCCUCACUCCGUGUCCAAGUGAUCAAGGCCAUACAUGAUCCAUCCAUCGACCGAUCAUCGCGAGAUAAGAAGAAACCGAAAUACAAGGAAUAUGGAAUGGAAGAUGACGCUCCCCCACCAGCCGACCCUCGACUGGCUAAAGGUGGUCGCCUCGACUACAUCAACGUCGAUUAUCACCUGCCCAAGUCUCGCUUGCGCCAAUCGCCGUAUAACGUGAAGCCUUAUGCAUGGGACCCAAAGACGUCUGUCGGUCCUGGACCCCCAACCCAGGUCGUCGUGACCGGCUUCAAUCCUCUGAUCACCUUUGCCAAAGUCGCAACCAUAUUUAAUUCCUUUGGUGAGGUCGCCGAGAGUAGCAACAAGAUGCAUCCGGAGACGGGGAGCUUCCUGGGGUUCGCUACCUUCCGCUACAAGGAUUCGAAGCCCAGCCGGUCAAGGCCGCUUCCAGUCCUGGCAAUCGAUGCUGCUAAGCGCGCUGUACGCAACAUGAACGGCAGGUCCAUCGAGUCCCAUCGAGUCCGCGUGGAGUUCGAUCCAGAUGGCAAGAAAAGCCGUCGCAUGCUGGAGGAUGCCCUAAAGACCGAGCGUGAGAAAUCACAGCCCUUGAUCGCCAAGCCGAUUCCCACCGCACCGCGACCGAAAGAAUUUCCUCCAAGAGCACCUCCAACUGCACCUCGAGGCCCUGCUGCCUUCCGACAGCCCGCGAUUGCAGAGGGCCGUCCGCUGUCCGUGGCCGCGCGGAUCUCCAGUUUGAUUGAGCAGAUCCCCGUCUCGACCAGCCUGAAGAAGGAGCCAUACAUAUUUGUCGCACACGAACACGUCCCAGUCAUGCCCACGACGAUCGCGCAUAUGAAGAAGCGGCUGAAGAACUUUCGUUGGGAAGACGUCCGUGCUGACCGCACUGGAUACUAUAUCAUCUUCCGAGACUCGACUCUGGGGCGCUCCGAGGCGGAGAAGUGCUAUUCUUCUGCGCACGCGACCGCAUUCUUCACGUACACUCUCAGGAUGGAGCUCCAUUUGUUCGGCAGCGAAGGCAAACCCCCGCUCUCCUCGACCUCCGUGACCUAUCGAAGACGUAGCCACAGCCCCCCGCGGCGACCGGCACAAGUUGAACCUCCCCCGAAGCGCGACGAUAAGGAGCGCACCAGGAGAGAGGACCAGAGGGAUCUCGAGGAAGAAAAACGUGAGCGUGCGAACAAUUUCGACCCGGUCAGGGAGGCUGCUGAGGUAGUGCGCCGGGAGAUGAUCGAACACCUGAUCAAACACAUACGCCAGAAGGUUGCUGCGCCGAGUCUGUUGACGUACCUCGAACCUUCGAACCAUGCCGAGAUGCGUAUCAAGCUCAAUAUCCAAGAUCCGCUCGCGGUCAAGACCCCUAGCUUUCUCUUUGACGACAGCGACAAGUCUCCUGCGAGCACUCCCAACUCACGAGCCGAUCCGAUCGAGCGCCGUACCAAACAUCUCGACGUUACGGCGCUGCCCCGUAUUCGCAAGGUCAAGAAGGGCACAAUCCCUCGCAGGUCCGGUUUUGCCGAUCCUUUUGCUCGAGAGCGACCAACAUCCCACCGAGCAGCCUUCCGAUCGCUUCAUCACCGCCUGCAGCAUGCCGACAGCGAUGCCGAUUCCGACGAUGAAGUCGAGCACAGGGACUCUCUUGCGAGAGAUACCGAGGAACCUGAAUCUCGCUCUCGUAGCCGAAUGAGCCCCGACGAAGACUUCAAAGACGACUGGGGUCCGCCGGAGGACGACUCCUUGACGGAAGCCAGCUUUGCUCAGGAUGGUAUCGUGCCUCACGUGAAGAAGAGGAAGCUUGACCUGCAGAUAGAAACAGCAAUCAAGCGCCAGAAGAAGAGCGACGAGGAGCUGUUCGGGGUGACCAUCGACCGCAUCGAGACCGGGUACCCUCUUCGCGAUGCUUCCGUUGACGUGCUCAUGCCCGACGCCACUGAAGACAACGAGGAUGGAGAUUCUCAGCUGCCCACACCUGCCCUGGGUGCGAAGGGCGUCAAGAAAGGCGCGACGAAGUCAAAGAAGAAAUCCAAGAAACAGCUGUUUGAGGAGCGCGAAGCACUCAAGAAGCAACAGCAGGACAUUUUUGAGCACGAAGCCGAGGAGAAGUCCGAACCGCUCAAGCAACCCACGCCGCCUCCUGAGUCGAAACCAGAGCCAGAGGUGGUGGAGCCAAGCAAGCCUCUACCGGACCGCAACUUGUUCCCACAUUUUGUUACCAAAGCACUCAUUCUCCCACCCAAGUUCAAGGUCGAUCCAGAGUCUAUGCAGACCCUCGACCUUGGCGAGAAAGACAAGCCCAACAUCGCAAAGCUCAAGAAGAAGUUUGGCGUGGAGGACAUUGGCGAUCCUCAAACUUGGCUCUGGAGACGGAAUCGUAUCAAGGAACUCAAUUCUUGGGAUGGCUCGGGCGACAUCGUGGGUAUUCAAGGCUACUAUGUGCCCAAUUCUACCGGGUGUGCAAGGACAGAAGGCAUUAAGAAGAUUCUCAACUCCGAGAAGUCCAAGUAUCUCCCGCACCACAUCAAGGUACAGAAGGCUCGCGAAGAGCGCGAAAAGGCUGGCAAGGGUGGCAAAGUCAAGUCCAUGGCCGAGGUCAACAUUACAAGGGUUGCGCCCGAUCAUGUGUCCUCGCAGAGCAACGCCCGCGACACGCGUGCCAAGCAGCGUGACCACAAUUCUUCUCUUGAGAAGACGCAGAAGGUCUUUGGUCAGGCAUCUGAUGUCUUACGCUUCAAUCAGCUCAAGAAACGCAAGAAGCCUGUUAAGUUUGACCGGUCAGCAAUCCACAACUGGGGUCUCUACGCGAUGGAGAACAUUGCCAAGGACGACAUGAUCAUCGAGUAUGUCGGCGAGCGGGUACGCCAGAGGAUCGCAGAUCUCCGUGAAAUCAACUACACCAAGAGCGGGAUAGGGAGCAGUUACUUGUUCCGUAUCGAUGAUGAUGCAGUCGUUGACGCGACCAAGAAAGGAGGUAUCGCUCGUUUCAUCAAUCAUAGCUGUGCGCCAAACUGCAAGGCCAGCAUCAUUCGCGUGGAAGGAACUAAGCGAAUUGUCAUCUAUGCCGAGAGGGCUAUAGCGCAGAAUGAGGAAUUGACAUACGACUACAAGUUCGACCGCGAGAUGCGCUCCGAAGACCGCAUUCCCUGCCUCUGUGGCACACCCGAGUGCAAGGGUUUCCUCAACUAA
Molecule: messenger RNA, 3795 nt
Organism: Cryphonectria parasitica EP155
Lineage: Eukaryota; Fungi; Ascomycota; Sordariomycetes; Diaporthales; Cryphonectriaceae
Gene: SET-1
Product: histone methyltransferase activity protein
Exons: 3
Coding region: 1-3795 (1264 amino acids)
Cellular component (GO): Set1C/COMPASS complex
Molecular function (GO): histone H3K4 methyltransferase activity; nucleic acid binding; protein binding
Source: RefSeq, a predicted model, not a curated record